Candida tropicalis MYA-3404 is the source of this 4422-nucleotide messenger RNA. RefSeq lists its product as uncharacterized. The coding region runs from base 1 to 4422 and encodes 1473 amino acids. The transcript has a single exon. Gene Ontology annotation, molecular function: protein binding. NCBI's taxonomy places the organism in Eukaryota, Fungi, Ascomycota, Pichiomycetes, Serinales, Debaryomycetaceae. The record is from RefSeq and is a predicted model, not a curated record.
AUGCCCUACAACAAUAAUACACAUUAUGUACCUAGAUAUGGGAAGAAUUCAUCAAAAAAGUCAUAUGAUGGCAAUUCGAAUGGUGGAAGGGAUAAUUCUAAUCUACUGAAUAAUCAAUCUUCAAGUUCUUAUAUUGGCGCUGCGGGCAAGGACUACGAUAGUAACCCAUCGUCAUCAAACAAUUCUGGUUCGUAUUACAGUAGGAGAGAUAUGUAUGGUAAUUCAGGAUACAGGUCAAGAUAUGAAUCAUAUACACCAAAGAAUAAUUCAUCUAGUUCAAGUUCAUACUAUAGAGGAAAUUCCGGAGGAAGAGGUAGCACAUAUUAUGGAUCUGGUAGUCAUCAAAACAGUUCCCACGGCAAUAACAGUGGUACGGGAUCUGGCGGAAAUAACAGUAACAAUGGUAGUGACUCAAGUGGAGGAAAUCGAAGAUGGCAAGGAUUUGACCGACUGUAUGAUUCAUAUUCCAAAUAUCAAGAUGGGGGCAGUGAUAAGUUUAUUUCACGAACAGGAAGUUAUAAUAACGCAAAGAAAGAAAAUACCAAUUCUGAUUCAAAAGACGACCGAAGAAAAGGUUCUGCGAUAAGUCUGUCGAGAUACAAUAGUUCAACUUCGCCCCAUGAUAGUUGGGUUUCUCGAUCUAUAGGUGAUGAAAACCCGGGAAAGGAAAGAAGAUAUUUUGAUGGGAAUAAUAAUGAUCAUAGAUCUAAUGGCAAUGAAAUAUCAAGAAAAUCUAGUAUUAAAGGUGAACUUAGUCCCAUGCAUAGAAGUGAUUCAAGAAAGAGUUCUUAUGGCGAUAUUCCAGGUUCCAAAUUUGCAAAAGAUGGAUCAAGAAAUACAUCCAAAGAAAGUAGUAGACGAAGCUCGAUAAUUCAACACGAGGCUAAAAAUGGGCUGGAGUCACCUAAUCCACUUAAACUGGAGAAUAUCAAUGCAAAGACUCCUACCACAAGCAAUUUGUCUACCGAUUUGCAGACAGAAAGGAAUAAACCUGAGGUAGCUAAGUCUACUUCUACCAUUGCUUCAAAAGCUAGCACCAAUUCUGAUGCACCAGAGCUGUCUAGAGUAUUAAAAAAGAAGACAUCAUUUACCGACUAUUUGAAGUCAGCAAAAGCAAAGACUAAAGAUGAACGCGACGUUUCUAUGGAUGAGAACCCUGAAGCCAAACAAAUGACGGAAGUCAAAAAUGAAGAGCAAAACGCUGAAAACGUUCAAGAAAGCAACAUUGAUUCUAAGGAAAUAAAUCCCGUUAACGAAGAAAAAGAAACAAAUACUGAUGGCGAUAUUAAGAAUGAAGAAACCAAGAAUAACGUACCUGAGAUUCCAGAAUCCGCUAAAACCAAGGAAAUGGAAACCACGCCGGUUAAAGAGGCUUCUUCAAAUGAAGUAAAACUGGCUAAUGACAGCAUUGAAGAAGACGUGGAUAAUGACGGGGAAACCGAGUUGAGAAGAAAACUGUCCAAUACUGAUUCCUUUGCCGAUACUUCAGUUCUCUCUCCGGUGAAUGAGUCUGAUGUCGAUUUUAACUUUGAAGAAUUAGCUGCUAUCCCAGAAAGUUCCAAGGAAGAGACCAAGGGUGUAAGUGCAUCUGGUAAUGAUAAUACUUCGGAGCACGACGGUAAUAUUUCAGAAACUGAAACUGUAAUUGAUGAGGAUCUUCCAACUUUAGAAGAGGGCAAAAAAAUAAUGCGUAAAGGUUCGAAUGAUUCUGAAAGACACGAAUUGAAACAAGAACAGGCUACUGAAAUGAAAAAAGAAGAUAAUGUCGAUAAUGAUGAUGAUGAAAAAAUCGAUGACACGGAAGUAGAUGUUAGCAAAGAUACCGAUAAGAUCGAUGACAAUGAAAACGAAUCUGUUACAGAAGUUUUGGAAACUAAGGUUGAGAGUCAAGGAGUAACAGAAGAAGCAAAUAUGGAAAAGACACGAUCUAAUACAGAGUCUGAAAGUGGGAAAGAAAACAAAGAGCAAAUAACAGCAACGGUACCACUGAUCAGUAAACCAACGAAAUCAAAGAUAACACCGUACAAACUUAAACGUGACUCCAGUGGGAGAUCAUUAUUGCAACGAGCCUGCAAAAAGGGAAAUUUCGAGGAUGUCAAGAGUUAUAUUGAACGAGGAGCUAGUGCUAAUGAGAAAGACUUUUGUGGUUUUACUUGUCUUCAUGAAGCUGCUUUAGAAGGACAUACAGAAAUUGUUGAGUACUUGAUUCAACAUGGUGCCAAUGUGAACGCCAAGGCUGACGAAGCUGGUGAUUCAGAGACUCCUUUGAUAGAUGCGGCUGAAAACAAACAUCUUGAUACGGUUAAAGUUUUGUUAAAAUAUGACGCAGAUCCUACCAUUUUCAACAUUGAUGGCUUUACAGCAUUAACUAAAAUUUACAACGAGCACGAUGGAGAAGAAGGGUAUGAUGAGAUUAUUGAGGUUCUUGAAGAAGCAAAUGCUAAAUGCAGUAAUCGUGUUGCACGUGAAAGUAAUUCCGCAUCAGAUUCUCCUGAGACUGGUAGACCAAUCAUUGAGGACCCGAACGAUGCAUAUUUUGCUAAUUUAAUCAAACGAAAGGGAAUUUUCAAACAUGCUGCCGAGAAUUCGAAGGAAGCUACUGCUUUAUAUUUUGUUUCGGGAAACAAUUUGAAAUCCAAGCCAGAUAUAUUGAUAUUGGCUGCAAGAAAUGGCCAUGCUGAAUUGGUUGAUAUUAUUUUAGGUUUGAACCCUACGCCAUUUGAUAUUGAUACAGAAUCUAGUUGUGGGGUGACGGCAUUAUUGGCUAGUGCUGGUCGUGGCCAUUUUGAUGUUGUUGAGUCUUUAUUGUCGAAAGGCGCAGACCCUUUCAAGAAAAGAAAACAAGAUGGAUUGAAUGCCUUAGAAAUAGCCCAACACUCUCCACAUUUUGAUGCACGCGAAAUCAGCGAGAUCACCAAAUACAUGGAACAGAAGAGUGGUACAACGAUAGUUUCUAAUGUUACAUCAAGAGUGGCUUCCAGAAUAGCUUCUCGUUCUACUUCACGUGCUCCUUCUGUACCUAUUACUUCAGAAGACGAAGAAGAAAACGAAGCAUAUGAUGUGACUGUGAAGGGAGAGGAAGAGGAAGCAGAUCAGAAAGUUGAAGCGCCGGUAACAGAUCAAUCAGCAGGAGAUAAGAUUCAAACUGAUGAGGAAGAAGAAAAUAAAAUACAGACACAAACUAAUAUCUCCGAUGAGCAUGAGCCAUCUGCUGAAGAACAAGAAACUAAAGAAACUCACAAAGAUGAUGAUCAUGAUGAUGAAGGUGAAAAAGAAGAAGAGCAAGAAGUCUCUGAAAAGAUUCAUAGCAAUGAAGAAAGAAAGCGAAAGCAUGUUGAAAUUGAGGAUGGUUCAUCGGAUGAAUCCCACCAUUUGAAGAGAGUCAAGUCAGAGCCUAAGCCGAAAGUGUUGAAAAAGGAAUCGUCACCACGCGAUGAUCAUCCAAACGAGCAUUCUCUGGAUCCAAAUACGAAAAACCAUGAUUUAAUUCAAUCAACGCCAUCAUCUCCUGCUUCCCAUCUGUCUACCACGACUGCAAUCCAUAAUCUGGUAUCAACAAAGGUUCAUGAAGAACAGAGAAUAAGAAGCGUGGAAGAAACAAGGUUAUGGCAGGAGAAAGUUGAAGCUAAGAAGAAAGCUAGAAGGGAAAUGUUUUUGAAGUCCGAAAAGGAAAAGGAACAGAAACGUAAGGAGGAAGAAGAGAAGCGUAUUGAAGAAGAAAAGCGAGCUGCCAAAGAAAAAGAGGAAGAAAAACUGAGGUUGGCUAAAGAGGCUGAAGAGAAAUCGAAGGCAUUGUUAGAAAGAAAGGUUGCUUUAAGAAGAAGCUUAACACAAGACCAUUACCCAGUGGGUUUAAGACAUGUCAAAUUUGAUGGUGCACCUACUGUGGCCUCAGUGGAAAGGUUUUUACCUUUAUACGUAUUUGUUAUUGAUAACAAGAGAUAUAUGACAGACUUGCAAGUUUCGUUACUUACUUCGACUGUUGUUUCAAAAAUCCUGGAAAAAAUUCCCGAGGACAAUAAGCGAGCUGCGACUUCAGUUGAAAAGUCCAAGCUCUGGAAGUUGUUUUUCAAGUUUAUUGGACUUGAUAUUCGAAACCCGCAUAAUGAUGUGAGGAAAUUGAAAAAGGAUGGACAGGAACGAUUCCAGAACUUGUUGAUUCAUUUUAUUGAAGAAGAUGCGCUCAAACUGUACUUGGAGAGUUUCCCAAUAGUUGCUGAAAGAAUUACACAGAACCAAAUUGAAGUAUCAUUGGAUAUAUUAAGUGGAUUUGAGGAUGUUUCUGCUGAUGGUUUGGUGGUAAAUGGAAAUGAGGAAAUAAUUAUUGAUUCUACGAAAGUUAAGAAAUUUAUCCCUCCACACUUAGGCUAUAGAAAAGAUGUUCUUAGAACUGUUACUACGUUGUCUCAACCGUUAUGGUAA